CCGACCAACUCAACGCAACUCAGCUCCGCGCACGCUUCUUCUGUCUUGCUUUCAUAAUUGAUAAAACCCUUUCUAAAACCCUGAAAUCAGAGCAGUUCGCUCGUAUGAAUGGAGAUCUCUUAUCUCUCCAGACGAAAUCUCAAUCUCAGGCACUUCCCCAUUCCUCAUUACUGCCUUUCUUCUCUUCUCUUCUCUGUUUCUUCCAAAUCACUUCCCUUUCUCUUUUCCUCUCCCCAGACCCUCCUCUUACCUAAGCCCUCUCCGCCCCCGAUUCUCAGUUUCCAUCAAUUUCACUCCAUUUCUUCUUCAGAUUCUUCAGCUUCUCUCGUUUCCUCAAAUGGGUCCUCCUCGUUCCUUUCUACGGCAUACCCAUCUUCUCAAUUUUUCAAUUUGUAUGAUUUUCGGUGGUUUCGAAGUUUCUCAGUGUCAGUCUCAGGGCUAAUGGCAAGUAGGAAGCAAGCUUUGGAGGUUGUCAGUUUGAUUAGAAGCGGUCAGAACGAUUUGGAAUCCAAGUUGGACGGAAUGAAUGUAAGUCUAUCCGAGGCAUCAUUGAAUACCAUAUUUCGGAUUUUAAAUAACGAGAAAGUUUCUGCAUUGCGUUUCUUCUACUGGAUUCGAGAAUCACAUCCCCAGUUUUAUCAUAACUCUGACAUUUGUAGUUUGGUUAUUGAUAAUUGUGGGAGAUUAGAUGACUUUGACUCAGCAGCUAGUCUUUUGAACGAUUUUAAGCUACAUGGGAUACUUCUGAAUCAUAGGGCUUUCGGAUUUGUACCUGUUAUGAUUUCUAGUAAAGCCGCAACAAAGAAAUCUAUAUGCAAAGUGGUCGAGGUGUUAAACAGAAUCGGUGGCUCAUGUAGUGUUUCUGGAAUCCAUGCUUUGAUAGAGAUGUUGUGUGCUCUAGAAUCCUUUGAAAUGGCUAAAUAUGUAAUUGCAAAAGCAGAGAAGAGGUUGUCGAACUACAAUAUUUUGAUUAGAGGACAGUGUCGUAAAGGCGAUUUUGAAGGAGCUAGAGAGAUACUUGAUUGGAUGAUCAAAGUUGGUUGUAACCCAAAUUCCCAAACUUUUAACAAUAUACUCAGUUGUUUAUGCAAGAAUGAUAAAGUUGCUGAGGCUUGUCAACUGCUUGAACAGAUGCUGGAAAGUGGCUGUCCACUGGAUGCAUUGACGUUUGAGAUAUUUAUAUGUUAUUACUGUGGACUUGGUAGGUUAGAUAUGGCGUUUGAGUGGCUCAAUAAAAUGGAUUCAAGCGGUAUUGAACCUCGGAUUACAACGCAUGCUGCGUUUGUCAAGGGUUACUUCAAAUUGCAGCAGUAUGAGGAGGCACACAACUAUGUGGUUGUUUGUAGUGAUAAGUACAAGCAAGCAAGCAAUAUACUUUACAGUUUGUUGGCGAGUCUUCAUAGAAAAAGAGGAAAACCAGUCAUUGCACAAAGUAUUCUUUCUGAGAUGAUAGAAAAGGGUCUAAAACCAAACUUUGCAGUGUAUAUGACUGUUACGAAGCAGCUUCAGAAAUCAGGCAGAGAAGAUCUGGCUGGAAAUUUGAGGAGCAGCUUUUCCAGCUUGAUUUCACAGCCAAGUGCUGAUAAUGGAUGAUAUUAAUUUGAAAUUUCUAUAAGCAGAAAUCUACUGCUAAUCUUUUGUUUCUAAUUGCAUAAAUGAGCUCACUGGAGGUCCAUAAGCUAAAGCAGUGAGGAUUUUUUCCCCUGGUCAAUCAUGUACAAGUAACCUAGGAACAAAGCUUUUUCUUUCUCUACAUAUUUUACAGUUUAUUUUACUGAGUAGAAAAGAAUCUCAAGAAUAUGAUCAACUGAUGGCAAUGAGAGAAAGUCAACUUGUUUGGAUUGCCUUGAUUUUUUUUCUUAUAAAGUAUAUUGGCAAUUCUUUUCAGUC
This is a messenger RNA of Theobroma cacao (cacao), 1890 nucleotides long. RefSeq lists its product as uncharacterized. Gene Ontology annotation, molecular function: protein binding. The record is from RefSeq and is a predicted model, not a curated record. Lineage: Eukaryota; Viridiplantae; Streptophyta; Magnoliopsida; Malvales; Malvaceae.